Molecule: messenger RNA, 825 nt
Organism: Nymphaea colorata (pocket water lily)
Lineage: Eukaryota; Viridiplantae; Streptophyta; Magnoliopsida; Nymphaeales; Nymphaeaceae
Exons: 1
Coding region: 1-825 (274 amino acids)
Biological process (GO): shoot system development; root development
Source: RefSeq, a predicted model, not a curated record
AUGGAAAGUACUGCAAAAUCCUUCAAUGUUCGUUCCACUAGCUUUCCCUCAAAGUCCCAUCCGAACUUGGCCAGAGUUCAAGAGUGCCUUCAUGUGUUUAAAGCGUGGGAAGCCUCCCCAUCAAAGAAGGCACAAUUUGUAACUAGCCUUGCUCACCUCAAGGACCUUUACAUUUCCAUCAAUGCCUUCCUCCAACUGCCUCUCAGUCAGCAAGCUCUUUGUGGAAAAGAGAGGUUGGUGGGACAGUUGAUGGAUGACUUCGUCUGCUUAAUGGAUGUUUGCGGGAUGGUGAAGGACUCGUUGCUGCACAUGAAGGAACAAUACGAAGCUCUAAGAUCCAUGCUUCGGAGAGGGGAUUCUGGUCUAGAAGCUAGCAUCUGUGCCUACCACUGCAGCCGGAAGAGGAUGAAGAAGGACAUGGCAAAGUGUCUGAGUUUAUUGAGAAGUGUAGAGAAGCAUGUAUGUUCAUCCAAUGACAACCUUGAUGUGGUAGAUCAAGUCUUGAAGGAUGUGAGAGCAGCUGCAGUCUCUAUCCUUACCUUUCUUUCUUCAAUCAUCUCCGGGCGAAAGGCAUCACAAUCCAUCUUCUCAAAAUUCAGGACGCUAGGAUCGAAAAGCCAGAAUGAGAAAGGGAUUCAUGAUGGUGCAAGUGACAUAGAGAAGGCAGAUGUCGCCAUAUUGAGCCUUUAUGGCCAUUCAUCAAAGGCUGUCAAAGAAGUUGAUGCCCGAGAUGCGCAGAAGCAGAUGGAAGCAGUGGAUCUAAAGUUGAGGGAAACAGAGGUGGAGUUAGAGGAUUUUUUCAGAUGCAUUUUUUCAGAUGCUUGA